This is a messenger RNA of Onthophagus taurus, 1017 nucleotides long. RefSeq names its product carboxypeptidase B-like. Gene Ontology annotation, molecular function: metallocarboxypeptidase activity; zinc ion binding. The record is from RefSeq and is a predicted model, not a curated record. Gene Ontology annotation, biological process: proteolysis. Lineage: Eukaryota; Metazoa; Arthropoda; Insecta; Coleoptera; Scarabaeidae.
AUGUCUUAUUUAGAUAAUUUAUCACAAAAAUAUGGAUAUGUGAGUGUAGAAAGUUUAGGAAAAACAUUUGAAGGUAGAGACAUAAAAGUAGUAAAAAUAUCAACUGGUGGAAAUUUUGAUAAACCUGCGAUUUUUAUCGACGCUGGAUUAAGUCCAAGAGAAUGGAUCGGGCCAGCACAAGCCCUUUAUAUUAUUGAUUACCUUUUAGACAAAUCGAAUCAAAACUUAAUCGAAACUGUUGAUUGGUACAUUUUACCUUUGGUUAAUCCAGAUGGUUACGAAUACUCACACACUGUGCAAAGAUUAUGGAAGAAAAAUAGAGCGAAACAUUCCGAAAAAAUUUUCGGUACAUACAUUAACAGAAAUUUUGAUGUGGAUUGGGGUAAUAAACUAAGUAAAGAUGAUACAGAAUCUUGGAAUUACCACGGAAAAAAUCCUUUUUCCGAACCUGAAUCAAAAGCUAUAAAGAAAUUAAUCGAAGAAAACGUUGGCCGAAUCCAACUUUAUUUAAGCAUCCACAGUUUUGGACCAACCAUUUUAUAUCCAUACGGAUUUACCCACAAUCAACCGGAAAAUAUAAAAUUACAUAAAUAUCUCGCUGAAAAAGCAUCACAAGCGAUAUUAGAUUCUUCCGAAAUAGUGUAUAGAACGCGAGCUUCUUGUGGUAAAAAGUUUUUUUAUUCCGGAAGUUCAAUUGAUUGGGCGGUGGGUGUUGUUGGAAUUCCUUUAGGAUAUACAAUCGAAUUACCAUCUCCUGGUUAUUUAGGAUUUGAUUAUCCCAUCGCCAAAAUCGAAAGUGUUCUUAAACAAUUUAUUCCUGCCUUAGAAGUUUUUCACGAUUUCAUUAAAACAAGUUUUUAUCACCCGGAAGAAAUUGAAGAAGAAGAAAUUUUAGCGGUCGUUGUUGAAAAUUACAAAAAUGAUAAGAAUGAAGAAGAAGAAAAUGUUGCAAGUGUUCAUAAAGAACCAGAACUAAUUUCUGAGAAUUUGAAUAACGAAAUUAAUGACGAAUUGUAA